AUGUCCACCACGUCCUCUCCACCCGUCAAAGACCACAAGGAUAUCGGCUCUUCUUUGAAGCGCCUUCUCCCCAACCGGCCCGUCAAGCCCGACUUCCUCAAAUCCACGCCCACAUCCAAGCCCAACCCGGCACUAGCCAAAUCAGCCGUCAAUCCAGACUACGUCCUAACCGAAGCCCAAAAGGAGCAGUUCCUGGAGUACGGGUUCACGAAGAUUGAGAAAUGCUUCACGCGGGAACAGGCCGCUGAGUUCACGGCGGAUAUGUGGACGCGGCUGGGCAUGUCGCCGACGGACAAGACGACAUGGACGGCCGAGACCACACACAUGCCGCGGCACCGGCAAGUCGCCGUGUCGGAGUUCGCGCCGAAGGCGUGGGCGGCGAUGUGCCAGCUGCUGGGCGGGGCGGACCGCAUCUGGGAGAGCUUUGGCGGGUGGGGCGACGCCUUCAUCGUCAAUCUGGGCAAGCCCGAGUACAAAGCGGAGGACCGCCUGGAUCUGCGGAAGGAUCUGUGGGGGUGGCAUAACGAUGGGGAUUUCUUUGUCCAUUUUUUGGAUUCGAGGGAGCAGGCCCUGCUUGUUAUUCCACUGUGGAGUGAUAUCGUACCGAAAGGUGGUGGGACAGUGGUUUGUACAGAUGGGAUCAAGCAUAUUGCAAAACACUUGUACGAUCACCCGGAAGGAGUUACUCCAUGGCUGAAGUCAGUCAAUGACCCCGAACACGCAGCUUUUGAAGGUCGUAAUUUUUGGAACGAUCUGGCCAAAGAUCCAUCCCGGACUCGGGACGAGAGUUUCUUUGAAAUGACCGGCGAGGUAGGCGAUGUGAUAUUGAUGCAUCCGUUGAUGCUGCAUAGCGCUUCAAAAAACCUAAGGAGGGAUGUCAGGGUUAUUACCAAUCCACCUGUGGCGUUAAAAGAGCCUUUCUGCUUUGAUAGAAAGAACAAGGAUGAGUAUAGCCUAGUGGAACUCAAGACGUUGAAGGAUUUGGGCAUGCCGGAUGGCUUGCCUGGGUGGAAGAUAACCGGCGAGAGAAGAGGCUGGACUCCAGCGAGGGUGAAGCGACAAGAGGAAAUGAAGAAAAGGGAGUUGGAGAGACUGAAGAGCCAAUAG
Messenger RNA from Amorphotheca resinae ATCC 22711, 1107 nucleotides. RefSeq lists its product as hypothetical. The coding region runs from base 1 to 1107 and encodes 368 amino acids. Lineage: Eukaryota; Fungi; Ascomycota; Leotiomycetes; Helotiales; Amorphothecaceae. The record is from RefSeq and is a predicted model, not a curated record. The transcript has 3 exons.